CGCAUGCUCAAGCUCGGAGAUGGCACUAUGCUACAACUGGACGACAGCGAUAUUCCUGAUCCUCCUGCCAUCAGCUUCUCAAACGACAUCUCAAGCCUCAACAGCAUGUGGGAUGACCACACUGAGCACUGGCAAGGUGCAUCGUUUAUUGUCAUCCAGGGCCACCCAAUUGCAAUCGAGCACUGGCCUGUACUCUAUCGCUAUGGCAGGGACCAGCAGUGGAAGGGGACAAAGAAUAAGUGGACGGACUGGCGUGACAUCAUUCAAUGCUAUCGUCAAGGCAGCCCGGAGGAGUUCUGGGCCAAAUUCAGUAUUGACGGAGAACACAUGACCUUCACCACUAUUAUUCAGAAGCUGCGCGAUGUGCGCAAGGAGACCCACUCCCACAUCAUGCAACAGGCAUAUGAAGAGUUUGGUGCCACGUUCAAUGCUCAUUUUACUUACCGGAGGGGGGGCAAAGAGUAUGUCAUGACCAAGCCGUCUGCUAUUGCAAAAAGGUACACCGAGUUGACAGGCAAAGGUCCAGUGUGA
This is a messenger RNA of Suillus fuscotomentosus, 531 nucleotides long. RefSeq lists its product as uncharacterized. The record is from RefSeq and is a predicted model, not a curated record. The annotation marks the transcript as partial. The transcript has 2 exons. Lineage: Eukaryota; Fungi; Basidiomycota; Agaricomycetes; Boletales; Suillaceae.